Molecule: messenger RNA, 591 nt
Organism: Cotesia congregata
Lineage: Eukaryota; Metazoa; Arthropoda; Insecta; Hymenoptera; Braconidae
Source: the annotation of a GenBank genome assembly
GUUUUUUCACCACAGAUAGUUGCCAUUAUUGUGACAUGUUUUGUGAUUAUAAUUUAUGAACCAGCAUUUGAGAAUUAUGACAGAUGUUUUCAAAGAAUGAAUAUAAACUUUGGAUUUUUCUUGUGUUUAUUUAUACCAAUUUUAAUAUUUCAUAACGAUCCAGAAAAUAAUAGCGAUCAAGAAUUUAAUUCUUUAAAGUUCAGGAUUUUACUCUGGGCAGGAUUUUUUUCUUCUUUUUACGUUUUUCCCAUUGAUGAAGAAUGUUUCGAUACAGCAAUAUAUUUUGCACAACAAGGAUUUAAGAUUUUCCAGGCAUUAAGGAUAUUUUUUUUUAAUUUAUUAUUAAUAUAUGGCUUUCUUGAGGGUUCUGUUUCUGUCUUUUUUAUGGCAGAUAUCUUACAUGCAAAAAAAAGCUUUUCACUGACUCUUAUUGAGAUUACUUCAGUGGUAAUAAUAAUAAUGUAUUUUUUUGACUUGUACGAACGUAUGACUGAAAUAUUAUAUCACUGGAUCCUGAUGAUUGUUACAGAGUGUUUUUUUCUCUCGUCUAUCGACAAGGUGAUAACUACUCUUAGAAAUUCAUUUUUAUAA